Cryptococcus amylolentus CBS 6039 is the source of this 1107-nucleotide messenger RNA. RefSeq lists its product as hypothetical. The coding region runs from base 1 to 1107 and encodes 368 amino acids. Lineage: Eukaryota; Fungi; Basidiomycota; Tremellomycetes; Tremellales; Cryptococcaceae. The transcript has 2 exons. Gene Ontology annotation, biological process: regulation of DNA-templated transcription. The record is from RefSeq and is a predicted model, not a curated record. Gene Ontology annotation, molecular function: DNA-binding transcription factor activity.
AUGUCCACCGCCCUCCUCGCCACCCCAUCCCCCUCCAUCAAACGCCCCUCCCCCGCCACCUCAUCACAGACUCUCAAACGACCUAGGCAUGCUUCGGUCAGCUUUACCGACAUGGGCAAUGAUAGCGGGACGAGUGAUAACGAAGGGGGUGACGAUGAGCGUGCCAAGAUUGCCCGCAAAGAGGCGAGGGUGAUACGCAAUCGACAAUCGGCUCAAAGGUCGAGGAAUGCUCGUAAACUGCAUCUGCAACACCUAGAGAAGCGUGUCGUCGAGCUGGAAGCCGAGAACCAGGCUCUCAAGAGCAACCCCAAGGCCUCUCCAACACCACUGGUCUCCCAUUCGACCCUUCCAUCAGCGUCACCUGCCACGUCAUCCGAUCUCGAUAUGUUUUCUUUCGCGCACGACUUGGGUUUGCCGUCUCAGCUAGUUGGCGGGGGCGUCAACCUAACGUCUGUUGCUCCUCCCCCCGCAGAUGUCAAGGAUUCGUUUGAGCCAUCGCCGUUGUCUCUCAGCCCUACAAUGGCGUCUACCAGCGAGCAAGUGGAUUCGCUUCAGGCCGAGAAUGCGGCAUUGAAGCAAAGAGUCACGCUGCUAGAGAAUUUGGUCAAGCAGGUCGUCGCUGUCGCCAACCUUAGUGGACAAAGUCAGCCCCCGGCAAACCUGUCGUCCCAGGCGCCCAUCGACUGGCUCUCCGUCUUUACCUCUCCGUCCGCCGCGACGACUUCCGGCCUGUCCUCUACACUCUCUCCCGGCCUCCCUCCCACCGUCUCAUCUUUCCCCACUUCUCAUACCAACCUCGCGUCUCGUCAAGAAUCAUUGAACCCCAGCGCUUGCCACUCGGCAGUAGUGGUGACCUCACCAGCCGCUCUCUCACGAGGGAAGCUCGGUGCGGCCCUGCAGCGGGCGAGGGGGGCUACUUCAAUGCGUUCUUUGGCGGUGGCGUUGGCGAGGGACGAGAGGCGAUUGAGGCAGGUGGCGAGGGUGAUUGUGGCGCUGGCAAAGCAGCGGGGCUGGAUAUCACCGUACCCACGUCCGAGUAUGGUAGUGAGCAGCUGGAAGAGUUCUCUGGGGGCGAGGGCGCGUGGGCGCACUGGGAUGAGGCGAUGA